Vitis vinifera (wine grape) is the source of this 976-nucleotide messenger RNA. RefSeq names its product protein TIC 20-v, chloroplastic. The record is from RefSeq and is a predicted model, not a curated record. The transcript has a single exon. The coding region runs from base 143 to 769 and encodes 208 amino acids. NCBI's taxonomy places the organism in Eukaryota, Viridiplantae, Streptophyta, Magnoliopsida, Vitales, Vitaceae.
GGAAAAGGGGAAAAGAAAAAAAGAUAUUUUAUUUUAUAAAAUCUACCUGGUCUCCGUUUGAUACUUUUCUUUUUGCUCUGGAUUUUUUCUUCCCUAUCUUGUGACCGUCCAAACAAUCCCUCACCUCCCACCCCACGAAACAAUGGCAAUGUCCAGUCUUCUAUCCCCCCUCUCCUCCACCCUUCAGUCAUCCCCACUCUUCCCCAUCAGACACCCAUCUCUCCUUACUCUCACUACCAAACUUAGGUGCCCAAAAGCUCAGGAACGAAGAAGAUCCAUCGCCGCGCAAUCCAAGGGCAGCAACUCGGCUGACCCCCCAGACCGCUUAAUCUCAGCCGUCUGUUACUUCUACCCAUUCUUUGAUGGCAUACAGUACGGAAAGUAUGUUCUUACACAGUUCACGCCCAUUCAACUCCUCAUACAACCCUUAUUUCCAGCCAUUAAGGUCUUCAAGAGCUUCCCCUUUAAUGGGUUUUUGGUGUUUUUGACUCUCUAUUUUGUUGUUGUGAGAAACCGCAAUUUCAGUAGGUAUGUGAGGUUCAACACCAUGCAGGCUAUAGUGCUUGAUGUCUUGUUGAUUUUUCCUGAUCUUUUAGAGAGGAGCUUCAAUCCAAGAGACGGGCUAGGGUUGGAUUUCGUGAUGAGUUUGGACAGCACUGUGUUUUUGUUUCUGUUGGUGUCUUUGAUAUAUGGGUCUUCUUCCUGCUUGUUGGGGCAGGUCCCCAGAUUGCCAAUAGUUGCUGAGGCGGCCGAUAGGCAAGUACUUUGAACACCAAUAUGGUUUUUUAUACUGUUGCUGUAACGAUUUUUGUCUAUUGGGAAUGCUAAUUGUUAAAGGGGGUUUUUACAUUUGGAUAUAGUUCAUCGAAUUUAUGAAAGUUGCACACUGCAUACUACACUGCUGUGGUGGUUGGCAUUCUGCGUUUUGUUCUUAAGAUAUUGGGAAAAUUAGGAAAUGGAAUUUGGCUUUUUAGAA